AUUUUCCGCAACGCUGCUGAGUUGUUCUUGGCGCACCAACACAAACAACAAAACACACAAACAGUGAAAGCAGCAACCAACCUACGCCCGCUGCAUCACCCCCCAUCCAUCUUCGCAGGAAAACAGCGGCAGCAUGUCGUCUUCCGAGGACACGCAGGAUGUUCCUCAGGCAGUUGAAGAGGAGGCACCCACCACUGAAGAGCAUGAACAAGCCGUGGAACAACAACAACAACAACAACAACAACAGCAGCAGCAACAGCAGGCUGACGAGCAGCAGCAACAGCAAGGUGCCACGGCUACUGAGGCAGCCAAACCUGACGAGGAGCCAGAGGCCGGCAGCAGCGACGACGACGCUGAGGAGGAGGCAGGCGAGAUGAGCCAACCCGAAAGCGAUCGGGGUGAGAACGCUACCCCAAAUGCCGCUGAGACAACCUCCAACGCCGCUGAGGCUGAACCCCCAACUCAGCCAGAAGCAGAACAACAACAACAACAAGCAGCAUCGACAGCGACGACUGAAACCCAGCAACAGGACGACACGCCCAAGGAAGAGGACGACGCCUUCUACGCACCGCCACCUGACCAUGUCACGGGUGAAGUGGGCGACCUUGCCAAGCUCACAAACCUCAACGAACAGACGCUGCUGAAGGAGAUCAAGGUGCGCUACGAGCGCGACAUCAUCUACACCUUCAUCAGUGACAUCCUCAUUGCUGUCAACCCGUUCAAGCAGCUUCCCAUCUACGGCACGAACACGAUGGUGACGUACAACAACCAGCCGCGCCACAGCGUGGACCCGCACAUCUACGUGAUUGCAGACGCCUGCUACCACAACCUCUUCACCAUGAAAAAGAACCAGUGCGCCGUCAUCAGCGGCGAGUCUGGCGCGGGCAAGACGGAGAGCGCAAAGCUGGUAAUCAACUACAUCAUUGAGCUGUGCCGGGACGUGGACCCGUCGACCUCCGAGCUCAACCUCGAAGAGCAGAUCCUCAAGAUCAACCCCCUGCUUGAGGCGUUUGGAAAUGCGCAGACGGUGAUGAACGACAACUCAUCCCGAUUUGGAAAGUACACGCGCCUCUACUUUGAUGCCGCUGGUCGCGCCAUGGGCGUCGAAAUCUCGGAAUAUCUUCUCGAGAAAUCGCGCGUUGUCGAGCAGGCGUUUGGGGAGCGCAACUUCCACGUGUUCUACUACCUCUUUGAGAGCGCCGAUAAGGACAAGUAUCACCUCACCGAAACAACGGCAUUCAACUCCCUCGGCGGCAAGCCCUGGCUCGACAACGCAGACAUGUACCGCGAGCUCAAGGAGGCGAUGGAUGUCGUUGGCUUCAGCGAUGAGGACCUUGACAACCUGUUCAGCACGCUCGCUGCCGUUGUUCAUCUCGGCAACGUUGAGUUUGAGGCCGCGGGCGAGCACGCGCAGAUGAAGGAUGGCCCCGCGCUCGCACACGCCGCUGACCUCCUGAAGGUGUCACCUGAGGACCUUGCGAGUGUCCUGCUCGGCUUUGACACGGUCACGCGCGGUGAGAAAAUUCGCCGCUUGUACGACGUCGACCACGCAUACGACUGCCGCGAUGCCCUCGCAAAGGCGCUGUACGGGAGCAUGUUCGGAUGGAUCGUCCAGCGCAUCAACGAGAUGCUCUCCCCGGAACUGCAGCAGCUCAAGAUUGCAAAGGGCCGCCCCGGUGCUGCGAGCCGCGUUGCACCGACGUACGAGAUUGGUGUGCUCGACAUUUUCGGUUUUGAGAACUUUCAGGACAACUCGUUUGAGCAGAUUUGCAUCAACCUUGCGCACGAGCAGCUGCAAUACUUCUUCAACCAGCACACGUUCCGCCUUGAGCUUGAGGAAUACGAGGCCGAAGGGAUUGAUGGCGCAUCCAUCUCAUACCGCGACAACAAGCCUCUCCUCGACAUGUUUCUCCAAAAGCCCAUCGGCAUCCUCACGCUUCUUGAUGAGGAGUGCGCAUUCCCUCAGGCGACGGACCAGUCGUUUGUGGACAAGCUCAACAAGCACUUCAAGGAUGUGCCGGCGUUCCUGCCUGUGAAAGUGUCGCGCGGGCACCCCGCAUUCACCAUCCAGCACUUUGCGGCCGACGUGGAGUACAACGCCACCAACAUGAUUGAGAAGAACCGCGACAACCUCGCCGCAGACAUUGUCAACCUCAUGCGCACGUGCGACCGCGGCGUUGUGAACGACGUCUUCAAUGGCGAGAUCCUGCCGACGGGCCAAAUCCGCGCCGUCCAGCAUGACGUCGAGCGGCGUGUGCGACGCGGACAGGAGGUUGAGUCACCUGCCAAGCGCAGCAACAACACCGCCAACCGACGCACACCGUCACUCUCCUCGCAGUUCAAGAACUCCCUCUCCAUCCUGGUGGAGCGCAUGAACGCGUGCUUCCCCCACUUUGUGCGCUGCAUCAAGCCAAACCUUGACCAGCGCCCAGACAAAUUCAUCGACGAGUUUGUUCUCAAGCAGCUUGGCUACACAGGCGUGCUUGAGGCAACCCGUAUCCGCCAGGAGGGAUAUUCCUGGCGCCCGGCAUUUGCCGAAUUCGUCGAAAGGUACAAAAUCAUUGCAUUCCCUGUGACGAAGCUGAACCAAGUGAAGCAGACGGAAGCGACGGCAGUGAAGAUCAUCCAGUAUGCGGGUCUGCAGAACUGGAAGGUUGGCAAAACAAAGCUGUUCCUCAAGUACUACCACCUCGACCUGCUCGAGAAGGCCAUGGAGAAGUUCUAUGACGACGUCGUCCGCACCCAGUGUGCUGUGCGUUCUCACUUUGCGCGCAAGGUCUUUAAAAAGAAGCAGGAGCGCGCGCGCAUGACUGCUGCACAGCGCGCGGAGGCCGAGAAGCGCGAGGCUGCGCAACGAGCGAUUGCGGAAGCGAAGCGCCAGGCGGAGAUAGAGAAACUGCUUGAGGGCCAACGCCUCGAGCGCGAAAAGGCCGAACUCGAAGCCCGCAAGGCUGAGGAAAUCAGGCUGGCGCACGAGUUGGAGGCGAAGAAGGCCGAGGCCGAGGCUGAGCGUGCGCGUCAGGAGGCCCUGCGUCUGCAGCAAAUUGAGGACGCGGGGGAGGCGCGCCGGCUCGCCGAGCUCAAGGCCAAGGAGGCCGAGGAGGCCCAGCGCGAACGAGAGAGGGCACUGGCCGAGGCCGAGCAGAUGAAGGCCCAAAUUGAGGCGAAGCAGCAGGAGCUGGAGCUCCUUGCAAAGGCUGCUGAGGAGGCCAAGCGGCAGAUUGAGGCGGCGGAGAAGGAGGCGAAGAAGCAGGCUUUUAUGCGCACGAAGUCACGCAAGAAGCGCCAGGCCGACGCGCAGCUGCGGGAAAAGCUUGCACGCGAGAAGUACGAGGCCGAGGCCCGCGCUGCUGAGGAGGCCCGUCUCGCCAGCGAAAAGGCUGCCGCGGAGGCACAGGAGCUCGCGAAGAAGAAGGAGGAGGAGUACCGCCUCUCUGUGAUGCAGAAGGAGCAAGAGUUCAAGGAGAUGAUGGAGAAGAUAGAACAGGAGCGCCAGGAAGCCCAGCGGAAGGCCGAAGAACAAGCGCGCCUUGCCGAUGAGAUGCGGCGUGCGCGGGAGAAGGCCGAGGAAGAGGCCCGUCUCGCCGAGCAGGAACGCAUGGCAGAGGAGGCACGACUCGAGGCAGAGCGCGCUCGCGAGGAGAAGGAACGCAGAGACGCGGAUUUCCGCCGCCCCGAAUUCUCCUUCAAGAAGCGCGUGACGCAACUUAUGGGUCGCCCGCCAAGCACCCCGGACGUGAACGUGACUGAUCGCAUCGUGCAGGGCUGGAUGUACAAGCUCGGCAACAUGAAGAGGAGUUGGAGGCACCGCUGGUUCGUCGUCGACCUCAACGACAUGACUGUCAAGUACUAUGCUUCGGAGAACGCCCGCAAAGAAAAGAACUGCCUCCCAAUCGAUGAGCUGCAGCGCGCGUACAAGCCACGGCCGUCGAGCCUCGUCGCCCACAAGUUUUCGCGCCAUCAGGACGUGAUUGCGCUUGAGACGCCGCUGCGCAUCUACUACCUCGAGUGCCCGUCACCCGAGGCCCUGGCCACGUGGUACAACGUCCUGUCCAUCCUCACAAACCCGGCGCUCCAAACAAGCGACGCAUGAGCGCAUGCCUUACCAUGCUGCUGUCUACUCUUGUUUGUGGUUCGUUUCCGUUUGUUUGGUGUGCGGUUGAGCGUUUUGCUUGAUGUGCGGUUGAGCGUUUUGUUUGUGUACACCUUUUUUGGCCUACGUCUCCCCCCCCCCCCCACACGCACACAC
Molecule: messenger RNA, 4249 nt
Organism: Salpingoeca rosetta
Lineage: Eukaryota; Choanoflagellata; Craspedida; Salpingoecidae
Product: nonmuscle myosin heavy chain B
Exons: 30
Coding region: 134-4093 (1319 amino acids)
Cellular component (GO): myosin complex
Molecular function (GO): ATP binding; cytoskeletal motor activity; protein binding
Source: RefSeq, a predicted model, not a curated record